AUGAGCAGCAGCGAUUGGUAUUUGCCCAUUCCCAUCGAGGAUUUUUUAAAGAUAAACAAAGGCUCUGCCGAGAAUAUUCCAGAUAAACCUCCUAUAGAGGAUCCUGUUGGUGGCGUCGAUGUUAGAUGUGGGCCAAUCUUGCGAUUGGCUGGUACUCAUGAGGCUGGCCAGACCAAUUAUCGUGGUUCAUUGAUGAUUGUGGCCAAGGACUGCAAUGAUAUCCCCAAAAUUACUUACAAAAGUGGUCCCUCUAUCAAAGGAGAAGGUUCAGAAGAGUUUGGGAAGGGUGAGUUUCCAGGAACCAAAUACUACGAGGAAGAGGGGAAUUCUUUCUUUAGAUAUGAUAUCGAUCUUUCACUUUUGGAAUACGAACAAAAAAUAGAGUAUUACAUUAAUAGCUAUUUCAAGCAGUCCUUUCGCUUUUUCGUGCCUUCAAAAGAUCAAUCGAUGAAUGUCGUUUCAUUUUCCUGUAACGGGUUUUCUUUGGGUGCGGGAACCGCAGAUUUCCCGAGCUCAUUAUGGUUUGACGUGUUAAAGAAGCAUAAAGAUAUCCAUUACCAUGUUAUGCUAGGUGGAGGAGAUCAAAUAUAUGCAGAUGCAAUUAAGAUUCACAGCAAGAGCCUCCAGAGAUGGUUGAAAGAAACCAGUUCGUCGAAAAAACGAAAAAUGACGACUAAUGAAUCCGAUCUUAAAGAGUUUCUGCAUUUUUAUUUGAAUCACUAUUUAGCGUGGUUUGGCCAGGGCCACUGGGUUGGAACAAAUGGUAAAACAUUGCAGACUGUAUUUCCUUUAACAAUGUCACAGAUUCCGUCCAUAAAUAUUUACGACGAUCAUGAUAUAAUUGAUGGUUUUGGGUCAUAUAGCGAUUCGACUAUGUCUCAGAGCUUUCUCAAGAGCAUUGGAAAUACUGCUUACAAGUAUUACAUGCUCUUUCAACACCAAAUGAACCCUGAAGAAAAACUUCACCUUACCGAUCCAAGCUGGAUAUUGGGCAAGACCAAUGGUCCAUUUAUUAAUGAAAAGAGUCAUUCAACCUUUUCAAGAUUGGGUAAAGAAGUUGCUGUCUUAGGCUUAGAUUGCCGUACAGAAAGAAAAAUUAAUGAAGUUAUCACCCCAAGCACUUAUAACAUUGUCUUUGCUAGACUAGAGGAGGAGCUCAACAAGGCUCCGGAUGUUAAGCAUCUUCUCGUUAUGUUAGGCGUACCUAUUUUCUAUCCGAGAUUAGUUUGGUUGGAGUGGCUUUUGAAUUCAGCCAUAUUGAAGCCCUUUAGAGAGCUAGCCAUCAAAGGUAUUAUAAACAAGGGAUUGGUCAACGAAUUUGACGGAGGUGUUGAGGUAUUGGAUGAUCUAGAUGAUCACUGGUGCUCAAAGAAUCACAAGCGUGAAAGAAACUUUUUGGUUCAAAAAUUGAUAAACUUCGGUGCAUCUAGGGGUGUGAGAAUAACAAUUUUAUCUGGAGAUGUUCAUUUGUGUUGUAUAGGAAGGAUUAAGUCAAAAGUUCAUCACCAUCCGGAAGCCCAUAUAAUCCUGAAAUCUCCUGAAGAGUUAAAGAAACAUAAUGCUAGUGUCUUAGAACACCCAGAGAAUGAUGCAAGGUUGAUCUUUAACGUGAUUAGCUCUGCAAUUGUUAAUGCACCACCCCCAGAUGCCAUGGCCACCUUGCUAAACAAAAGAAGUAAGAUUCACCAUUUCAGCAUAGAUUGCGAUGAAGAUAUAGUUCCCAUUUUCCAGAAAAACCCCGAUGGAACCAAUCGUAGUAAUCAUCAAUUUUUAAAUAAGAGAAACUGGAGCGAUUUGAUUAUUGCUCGUCAAUCAAAAUACAAAGACGAGGUUCAAGCUGGCAUUGAAAAGUAUCCAGGCAAUCCAGGUGACAACUUGAACCCAGAUAAGGAGGAUAAAGUUGCCCAUGACGUGAAAUAUCCUUUAUUAGAGGACUCUUUGAUUACAACACUUCAUGUAGAAGAUGAUCCGAAAGACUUUAAUUGCCAAACUGCAGCUUACGAGCUUUAUAUUCCAAAAUUAGUUGGUAAACAUAAAUUAGAACAGACCAGAGUUAAGCAUUUAUACUAA
Priceomyces carsonii is the source of this 2070-nucleotide messenger RNA. RefSeq lists its product as uncharacterized. The transcript has a single exon. The record is from RefSeq and is a predicted model, not a curated record. Gene Ontology annotation, cellular component: membrane. Lineage: Eukaryota; Fungi; Ascomycota; Pichiomycetes; Serinales; Debaryomycetaceae. Bases 1 to 2070 code for a protein of 689 amino acids.